CAGGAAAAACUGAGUAGGUGCAAAUGUCACAAUCAUUUUGGAUUGAGUAAUUUUGACUGAGACCACGUCUACAGCUGGGCACUCUGGCUACCAUUUUAUUUUAUUUUAUUUUUUCACUCAUAAUUGACUAGUCAAACACCUUUGUGUGCAUUCCAAGUCUUUUCAACAAUAUAAAUAUACAUUCUUCCAGAUCCAAAUCCAGACAGCCAAAACUUGAACCAAUAUGGAAGGCCAUAAUAGCAACCUAACACAACUUCCUCAAGUGGGAGUGGUGAUGGUACCACUUCCGGCACAAAGCCAUCUCAACCAACUCCUCCAUCUCUCUCAUUUCAUUACCUCAUAUGGAAUACCAGUUCAUUUUGCUGGAUCUGAAAGCCACAAUCGCCAAGCAAAGCUUCGUCUCCAUGGUUGGAAUACAGAAAGGCUAGCUAAAAUCCAGUUCCAUGACUUUCAACUCCCUCCUUAUAAUACCUCACCUCCAGUUCCUUCAACCCUCGGCCACACUGUUCCUUUUCCAGCUCACUUUUAUCCACUUUUUGAAGCUGCUACACAUCUCCGAGAACCUGUUUCUCAACUCUUGCAGCAACUCUCAACAAUGUACAAGAGAGUCAUUGUCAUUCAUGAUAUUGUAAUAGCUUCCGUGGUCCAAGAUGUAAAACUUAUACCAAAUGCUGAGUCCUACAGUUUGGUUCCCAUUUCUUCUUUUGCUCUUUUCUUAGGUUUCUGGGAAAACAUAGCUGACAAACCUUUUCAGCUAGAUUUGACAGAUAUCCCAAAAUCCAUUCCCUCGAAUGAAGGGUGCACUCCACCAGAGAUUGAUAGCUUUGUUGCUAAUCAAUUCAAAUUCAGAGGAAUAGAGUCUGGAAACAUCUACAACACCUCCAGACCGAUAGAAGGCAGAUAUGUUGAACUGUUGGAAAAGCUAUCAGCAGACAAAAAACAUUUUGUACUUGGACCUUUUAAUCCUGUAGAAUUGAAAAGCAGCAGCAGUUCACAGAGACAUGAAUGCCUGGAAUGGCUGGACCAACAAGAGCAAGGUUCUGUAAUAUAUGUAUCUUUUGGAUCGUCAACAUCACUGAGUUAUGAGCAGACCAGGGAAUUGGCAGCAGGGUUGGAAACAAGCGGGCAAAAGUUUGUAUGGGUGCUUAGAAACUGCGACACAGGUGACAUUUUUGCAGAAGGUGAACUAAAAAGACCUCAGCUACCACAACAAUAUGAAGAGAGAGUGAAAAACAGAGGAAUUGUGCUAAGAGAUUGGGCACCCCAGCUAGAAAUUCUAGCCCAUCCCUCAACAGGUGGGUUCAUGAGUCACUGCGGGUGGAACUCAUGCAUUGAGAGUAUAAGCAUGGGAGUUGCCUUAGCAGCAUGGCCUAUGCAUUCAGAGCAGCCACUUAAUGCCCUAUUGGUAACAGAGGUAUUAAGAGUAGGUACAUUGGUGAGGGAUUGGGAACACCGCGAUAAGUUGGUAUCGUCAACCACUAUAGAGAAUGCAGUCAAAACACUGAUGACUACAGAGGAAGGAGAAAAGAUGAGAAAAAGAGCUAUAGAACUAGGUGAUGCUGUUCGACAAUCACUUGCUAAAGGUGGUACCGCUGAGGUAGAAAUGGAUUCUUUCAUUGCUCAUAUAUGCAGGUGAUCUUUCUAUAUCAAGAGGUCUCCCCAUCCUCUAGGAAAGGCAAAAGAUGGCACCAGUAUCUGUUCCCUUGAGUCCUUGACGUAUUCACCGAAACACAUAUAUAGGCAAACAGCUCAACUACAGGCUUCAGCAAAAGAAAACAUGGAUACCUUUCCCACUUGAACACAUUUUUCAUGUAUGUUUCAAUUUGGUUUUUUUAAUCAUGGUAUUGAAUACAUAGCUGGAUAUGUUUCACUAUGCAUCAAUACUAUAAAAUAAAUUCGUGCUCCGUAAUCUCUUUUUGUACAUUUACUUUCUUGUGUAAGUUUCUGGUGAACCCAAAGCAAAAUUACUUCAACUCUACCUUUCUAA
Messenger RNA from Spinacia oleracea (spinach), 1987 nucleotides. Its product is annotated as zeatin O-glucosyltransferase-like. The record is from RefSeq and is a predicted model, not a curated record. Lineage: Eukaryota; Viridiplantae; Streptophyta; Magnoliopsida; Caryophyllales; Amaranthaceae. The transcript has a single exon. Bases 224 to 1636 code for a protein of 470 amino acids. Gene Ontology annotation, molecular function: UDP-glycosyltransferase activity.